Molecule: messenger RNA, 5300 nt
Organism: Protopterus annectens (West African lungfish)
Lineage: Eukaryota; Metazoa; Chordata; Ceratodontiformes; Protopteridae
Product: ATP-dependent RNA helicase DDX19A-like
Exons: 7
Coding region: 1-996 (331 amino acids)
Biological process (GO): poly(A)+ mRNA export from nucleus
Cellular component (GO): cytoplasmic stress granule; nucleus
Molecular function (GO): ATP binding; RNA binding; RNA helicase activity
Source: RefSeq, a predicted model, not a curated record
AUGUAUUUGUUUCUCUCUAAAGUAAUCUAUUGUCCAUUUUUUUCUAGCCCACAGAAUCUGAUUGCACAGUCCCAGUCUGGCACUGGUAAAACAGCAGCCUUUGUGCUGGCAAUGUUGAGUCGUGUAAAUCCUGAAAUGCAAUAUCCACAGACUCAUGCUUCAGUUGAAAGGGGGCACAAAAUAACAGAACAAAUUGUGAUUGGAACUCCAGGAACUGUUCUUGACUGGUGUACCAAGCUGAAAUUCAUUGACCCCAAGAAAAUGAAAGUGUUUGUUUUAGAUGAGGCUGACGUUAUGAUUGCAACUCAAGGACAUUCUGACCAGAGUACUCGUAUUCAGAGAUCGCUGCCUCGUGACUGCCAGAUGCUGUUCUUUUCAGCAACAUUUGAAGAUUCUGUGUGGAAAUUUGCAAAAAGAAUAGCCCCUGAUGCAAAUAUCAUCAAACUGAAGAGGGAGGAGGAAACUUUGGACAAUAUUAAGCAGUUCUUUGUGAAAUGUAAGAAUAAAGAAGAAAAGUACGAGGCACUUAGCAACAUCUAUGGAACAAUCACCGUAGCGCAGGCAAUGAUCUUUUGUCAUACUCGCAGAACUGCUUCUUGGUUGACAGCUGAGCUGUCACGUGAUGGACACCAGGUGGCAUUGCUGAGUGGUGAAAUGGCAGUGGAACAACGAGCUGCUGUAAUAGAACGUUUCCGAGAAGGCAAAGAAAAAGUGCUUGUGACAACUAAUGUUUGUGCCAGAGGUAUCGAUGUGGAGCAGGUCUCUGUUGUUAUCAACUUUGAUCUUCCAGUGGAUAAGGAUGGAAAUCCAGAUUGUGAAACUUACCUUCACCGAAUUGGGCGCACAGGACGAUUUGGGAAACAAGGACUAGCAAUAAACAUGGUAGACAGUACACACAGUAUGAGCAUUCUUAAAAAGAUCGAAGAACACUUCAACAAGAAAAUUUUGCAACUGGACACUAAUAAUAUUGAUGAGAUUGAGAAGAUCACAGAAUGAAGUACACCAAAUAAAAUAGUAAAUAUUUUACUGUUGAUGGAUCUCCCAGUUUGUUAAAACUGAAUAGGAUUCAAACCUGCUAUAUUCUGUCAGUCUCAAAAUGGGCUAUGGACCAUAAAAUUACCUCGUUUUAAAACAUGCUGGUGGACUGUUGGAACUGAAUUUUUAGAUGAACCUUUAAAGAGGUGGCAGAGUUUACAAAAUAUUUUAAUUGUCAGUUUCGCCUUAACUAUUUUAAAUUUAUUAAAAUGGCUCAGAUUGCCAAAUAGGAUGUUAACUCUGAGCAGAAAAUGGAGUUCUGCAUCAUUCAUUGUUACUGUUUAGUAUGGGAUUAUGUUCUUUAGGGAAUACCAGUGUUUAACAUGCACCCCAGUAUCUUAAGAUGUUAAGCCUGAAACCUGAAAUCACUCGAGUCAUAGAUUUGUACUUUUUUCACCUAGGCCAUUUUUGUGCUACCGUUGCAGUGGACAUCCAUUUUCUUUUUUCACUUGACUUUUUUUUUUUCUCCCUUUUCUUGCUGCAGCAAUUUUCAGUAGCGUCUGAUCUAGCUCUUUCAUUCAAGUAGUCCUUCCAAAAGGCACUAAAGCAUUUCUGCUUAAAGCUUCAAGCUUAGUUUUUUGGUUUUACUGGGUGGUAGCUGCUAUUUUACUGCUCAACUAAAUCACCUAUAUUUAAUAAGAGUCUUGUUUUUGAGCAUUUAUGACUGUUUUAGUUAAACAUUGGGUUACAUAUCAAGUAUUUUUGUAUACAUUUUUCAUUUUUUAAUGCUUAUGCUGUUUUUCAGUGAGCUAUUAGUGAUAUCACAGUAAUUUCUAGAGAAGCUAAAGUUUGAAGCAUUUUUCUACAAGGUACAGAAUGUAUGGAGUUGUAUGUAUGGGCUGGUGUUAAUGAAGGUGAUAUAUCAUAGUGUAAUAUUUAUUAUUAUUCAUUAAGAGAUUCACAAGUCUUCACACGGACAUUGCUUUUUACCAUCUCCAAAGUACCUGAUAGGCAGAGGCAAUGAAAGCAGUAUGGAGCGUUUCAGAAACCAGAAUUAAACGGGUGUUAAUCACCAGUGAAAUUAAAAACAGAAAGCUGAAAUGCUAGUCAGCUGUUGAAGGGACUGGUGAUUUUAAGGGUGAAACAGGAAUCAGUGUGAGUUGCUUCCUGUGAAGGCUUUAGCUGUUUGAUCAAACUGAAGAAAUGUCAUCAUUUUCAAAGAAGUGAUGAUAUGCAUAGGAAUAUAUGCUUUUUUCAAGAGGAUAUUCUGUAUUUCAGAAAUAAUUUAGGUUUGCUCACCAUUAAGGAUUAUGUUAAAUCUGUUGUACUUUGCUGGGUUACAGUAUAUUUUUGAAUUGUUGAGUCUUAAAAAAAUUCUGCAUUGGCAUUGACCAGCAUUUUGAUGUUUUGUCACUAUGCAGCACAGUGUACUGUUAGCUGCACACAUUGUAUACACAAACUAUUCUACCAUUACCUGCCCAAGGUACUGCAUUCACAGUGUUUUAACCCUGAAAGAACUGAUGAUGGGAAUAAGCCAUAUAUUGUGAGGUUUUCUAAGUAUUGCCUCCAAAACAUUUAGAGCUUAAACGCAAUUUAGUUCUGUCCCAACUAAAAUCUUCACAGUAACAAAUUUGAGUAAUGAACUGUUUGAUAGAAUGGAAUUCCACAUUCAAGAACAUACAUCUCAUUUAAUUUUUGAAGUAGAAGUCAGAGGGGGAUUUCUUUUGAUGGAAAAAGAGAAAUUCAGAAUUUGGAAUGUGUGUAGCAUUUGGUGUAGAUGUACUUAUGAAGUAUAGUAAUAUAAGGUUUCCAGACUGUGCAAGUGAAAACACUUAAGCAGGCAAACUGCAUUGCAUAGGUUGUUGAAAUGAAUUAUAUUUAUAUGUAGUUAGCCUAGCUGAACAAAAAUCUGCAUAUUGAGUUAUAUCCCAGUUAAGAUAUUUUGCAGCCUUUCAGGAUGCAGUAACAGUAGACUACUGUUGCAUAUUUUCUUUCCCCAGUCAUAUACAACUUUAUUCAACACAGAAUUUAAACAUUAUGUAUAUAAACAAUGUGCAUACCUCAUGCAUGGUGCACUUAUUAUCCCAGUAGUAAGACUGAUUUCUUUCAGAUGUGUUAAUUGAGAAGGGCUUAAUUUACAUUUGAUCUGACUUAGAAACAAGGUUCACAUCUGUCAUCCAAACCUUUUAAAUUAUUUACAGACCACAAUAACAACAGGAGCCCAUAUAAGUUGGAGAGAGAAUUAUUAUUUCAGCUGUUCUUUGAGGACUGAAUCUUUUAACUAUUAAAUGUUACUAUUUCUCCUCCCGAUCUCUUCACAGUGUAGAAUCCCACCUGUUCUGCAGUUGCACAUUUUCAAACUUUUCCUAGUGCUUCACUGUAAUGCUGUACUGAUGGAAGCUGAAGACUUCAGAGACACAGUGAUGUUAACUAGUGAUCAGUGCAGGUAAUUCCUGUAGUAAACAGUAACGAAAAUGGAUAAUUCUGUAUUUAAGGUUACUGGAAGAUGAAAUAUUGCUUUUCUAAUUAUUUAGGAUGUUUCAGCACUCAAAGUACAAUACUUUCUCAAAAGUUUUUAGACUUCUGAUCUGUCUAGGUCUGGAUAGUGAGUUGCAUGGGCAUGCAUUUUCAUUUUUUUUUCUUUUUAAUGGUAACUUUGCUUUCAGAAUAAAUUUAUAUUUGCAUCAGUCCCUUUUGGGUUUACUUAUGCUUUGGUCAUUGCAAGUUCUGCAUUUUCUGAAUGCUUUUUCAGCUUACAUUGUUUCAUAUGCACGCAUGACUUUUAUGCUACUGACCUGAAGAAAAAAAUGUAAUGCUGAGGAAAUUGCCUUUUACCAGUACAUCCAAGGCCUGCUAGUGCUUAUUUUUUAUUUCAUUUUGUUACUGCUCAUUGAGAGAAGGUUAUCUGUGAUUGUAGCCCAUCCCUCAGGCUGUCUUCCUGCCUGUAGAGGUGAUAAUUAGAAGAACAUUUCUAUCACCAGUACUCUAAGUAUGUGUACUUCUCAUUUGUGUAUCCAAUUUGGGAAUCUAUAAGUGCAACUCCAUACUCUGUGGAUGGCGAAAAUGUAGUAGUUGCAUUCUUCUUAGCUAAACAUCUAAAAGUAAACACCUCCAGGAUGUACUUAAAUCUUCCCUACUGAGAUGGGUUUUCAGUUUUGGUAGUUUCUCAGCAUAACCUUCAGUGUUCUGACGUUGUGCCAUAUCUCUAACUAGCACCUUUGAAAUUCAUUAUUUAUAUUAGGCCACUACAUAGAGUUUUUAGUUGCUGUGUCACAAAGAAAACAGUUAACCAUAUGGUUUUGAUUUUGUAAGCAAUUAUUAGUGGCUUUUUUUCUUGAUCAUAGUGUAUGAAGCGACAGUUAUGGUUCUUGCAUUAAAACUACUUGAAGCACAGCACUUGGAGAUCGUAUGUGCUGAAUGUUCAGUAAUUAGUGUUAGAAUAUCUACAUUAGUUGCUGACAUAACUGACUGAUUACAUACUGGUGGUAGGCUUCAGUGUGUUAUAACUGUUCAUUUGGACAGAAUUAGGUUUUUUUAGCUAAUUUUUCAUUUUGCUCAAAAAAUGUUAGAAACAUUCCCGAACUAGAUUGUUCCAAACUGAGCGAUUCUUAGUGAUUUAUUUCAAGCCAGUGUAUGGAAUUGGGAGGUCUGUUCAGUGCUGCUGGGCUAUACCUAUAAGGGUAGAAAGGGGUUAUACCAGUGCAGGCAUUUCUGGAGCCGAAAUACCAUAAUUUAUAGUGUGUGUAUGUGUAUAUAUAUAUAUAUAUAUAUAUAUAUAUAUAUAUAUAUAUAUAUAUAUAUGCUGUCUGAAACACCGCAACACUGUGUUUUGCUUAUCAUGAGAGUGAAAAUAGAAUGACUUGUUUUUAAUAAAUAUUGUGUGUGUAGAGGGUAAACCGAAUCCUAAAAUUCUGAAAAGGUUUCACUAACAAUGUUGUUCGGAGUCUGUCGUGCAAGAGGAAACUACCUUUUUACCAAGUAAAAAAAGGAAAAGUGAGGCCAAAUUGAAGUAUACCUUUUAUUUUAACAAUGUUGCACCUGUAACAGUCUGUUAAAAAGUGCUUUAUCCAACCUGGGUUAGAUAGCUGUAUCGAGUGUUGUUUCUUUCACUGUAGAGUUACCUUCACUAUUUGCAAUACCAUAUAAAAUGUAUUGAGUUGAAUGCAGUGCAAUACAUUGUUUAAGAAUACCUAUUUUUAAUUAAAGCAGUUAAUUUUGUAAGUGGUUGUCCAGUUCAUGCAUCUGAAAUGGCCAUCAGCACUGUUACUGGUUCUGUGUAAUUAUCUAUAAUGUACUUUCACAAAAAAUAAAGAAUAACACAUACA